AUGAAGUCUAAGAGCAUCUACAACAUCGCACUCGCUGUCACAAUUCUUCUUCUGCUGCUGCUUGGAGGAAUGGUCAACAACACCGCCAACGCAGAUGGAGGAAGACUCGUCGGCCUGGCAAAUCACAUCUUGAAAAAGGACAUAGUGACACUUGCUGAGGGCUCAAAGGAAGCAACCACCCAAGAUGACUACGAGAAGUACAGGGAGCAGUUUCCUGAUGCAUGCGAUGUUAAGCUUGGCGAAAAGAAAGGAGAGAAGGGAUAUAUCAUUGUUAGCUACUCCAAAAACUCCAAAGCGGCGCUACAUGGGUGCACUUUGGAUCUCUACACAACUCUUGAGAAUGAGAUCGAGUUCAAGGCUUAUGUGAAAAAUGAUAUUGGUGACGGUAUUAAAGAUUGUAUGAAGUCAGGAAAUAACUACAAUGAGAACGUAUUGCCUUUCGCCUACAGCCAUCCAACCAUUCUCGAGAAUCUCACAAAUACAGGGCCAAUUCAAUCAAAGUCUAGUAAAGGCUGUAACAGUGAAAUCUGUUUAGGAAAAACGUGUAUCGAAAAGACGGCACUUGAGCUUAGAUGGAGCAAUAAGAUAAUCCAUGGCAUGGGACUCUUCGAAAACAAUAUUCUCAUUUCCAUUAUCAAUCCAAUUGGCAGUCCUUCAUUUAAAAUAGCUCAAGAAGUACCGCAAAUAUUGGGAAAAGAAUCGACGAAGUAUCCAACAGUGAAGGUCGAACAAACGGAUUUUUCUGUCAGUUUUGAAGAGGAUAAUCAUGAAGAAACAGAAGAAAAACGUCCAGAUUUAACUUGUACACCCGACCCUGUGGAGAAUGUCCUUCCACCUAUAACGUGGGAAAUGAUACCGCCAAAGCAAGGGAAACGUCUACUUGUCUUCCAUCUUCUUCCACAAAAGGCAUCACGCAUAAUCCAACGGGAUUCAUUUGCUGGUAUAGCAGCAUUCGUAGCACUACAAAAAACAGAAGUACAAAAUUCUUCACCAAACGGGCCUGAAUGCGAGGAGCUUCAAAUUCUUUUCCCAACGAAGAUAUACACCUUGCUGAUUGCCAUUCCUCCUACUACGACCACCACCACCACUACUACUACAACAACUCCCUCUCGAGCGACAAAUAAACAGGGUGAAACAGCUUCCUCUCGAGCGAUAAAUGCACAGGUUGCAACAACAACAGCAACUGAACAACCCAAAAGCCCUGCGACGACUAUCAUCAUUGUGAUUGUUGUGGUUCUUCUGAUAAGCUCUUGUAGUGGGGCAAUUGUCUUCUUUGUCUUCAAGAAGAAGAAAGGUGGUGGCUCUGAUGGUGGGGACAAGACAAAAGUGGACGACAAAAGCGCAAAAUCUAAAAAGGACGACAAAGGCGACGACAAGUCAAAAACGGACAACAAAGGCGACGACAAAUCUAAGACGGACAAGGACUCCAAAUCUGCCAAUUCGGAAGCAGCGACGAAUCCAAAAGUGAAGGAUGCUGGAGGCAAGGAUAUCUACGGCGCUUGA
Meloidogyne enterolobii is the source of this 1503-nucleotide messenger RNA. Lineage: Eukaryota; Metazoa; Nematoda; Chromadorea; Rhabditida; Meloidogynidae. The record is from the annotation of a GenBank genome assembly.